This is a messenger RNA of Vairimorpha ceranae, 153 nucleotides long. RefSeq lists its product as hypothetical. The coding region runs from base 1 to 153 and encodes 50 amino acids. The transcript has a single exon. The record is from RefSeq and is a predicted model, not a curated record. NCBI's taxonomy places the organism in Eukaryota, Fungi, Microsporidia, Nosematidae.
AUGCUAGUGUGUGUCAAUGGUAAUUUGAUUUUGAGUUUUGGUGCCGUAGAAGCUUUCUUAGAUGAUAAUAAACUUAUUUUAUUUUAUAUUAAAUAUCUAAUAGUGUUAUUUAAUCACAUUCUUCAAUUAUUUUCAUAUUACUUUGCUAUUUAA